Gamsiella multidivaricata is the source of this 867-nucleotide messenger RNA. RefSeq lists its product as uncharacterized. The record is from RefSeq and is a predicted model, not a curated record. The transcript is spliced from 5 exons. Gene Ontology annotation, molecular function: nucleic acid binding. NCBI's taxonomy places the organism in Eukaryota, Fungi, Mortierellomycota, Mortierellomycetes, Mortierellales, Mortierellaceae. Bases 145 to 750 code for a protein of 201 amino acids.
GUCGGCGUAGAAGCGUAGAAAGAUACGGUACAUCACGUCUUCCUGUCUCCAAGGGCGUUUAUUCUUCACAGUGGCUUUGAAAGGAAGCACCGCUCUUCAAGAACCAUCGCCCGCCUCAUUCACCUAAACCUCCAUCAUUCAGACAUGCAACAACUGCCACAGGACAAACAAAAGACACAGCUGCAACGGUUCUACCGCCACGAACUCGAGGAGCUCGCUCAAACCAGGGAUGCUCUCAGAACAAAGUAUCGUCCAGACGAGUACAGCGAUUCAGGAUCGGACUACAAUAGCCUUAGUGAUCACGAUGGCGGCGACAGCGACAAAUAUCGGGUUGAAGCCGCAGAUAUGAGCACCCAUAUCCCAGCAUCCAACGUCGGAUACAAGCUCCUGCUCAAGAUGGGAUGGAAGGCUGGAACAGGGCUCGGACAAAAUGCCACAGGUAGGACGGCACCGAUCCCGAUCGAGAGAAAGCAGGACGUGCUGGGAUUAGGGAAGCAAGAAGUCGAUACUUGGUAUAAUGAAUCGAGCACUGCCAAGAGAAAGACCACCGAAGUUGAGCGACAGGCCGAGGAAACCGAAGAGGAGCGGAUCAAACGCGAGAAACAAGUGGAGCAAAAGCGGGCGAUUCAGGCAGAGCUCGAGAUGGUCAAGUCGGCGUUCUAUUGCGCACUUUGCGAUAAACAAUACGAACGCAUUUCCGAUUUCGAAGUUCAUCUCAGCUCAUACGAUCACAACCACAAAAAGAGAUGAAGGAUACUAGUCGCGCAGGAGCAGCGAGCACGACCAGCAAGAUCAAAGAAAAGGAGCGACGGAGAGAAGAAAGAGAGCUUGCGAAAAUGCAGGAGGCUGCAAUGAAGAGAGCGGGCA